AGUAAAGGACCAGAAAGAAUAUUUAAAGUGGUAUUUAUUGGUGAUUCUGGUGUAGGAAAAAGUAGUUUUAUACACAGAUUCUGUAAUGAUUCCUUUAAAGAUAAAUUUGCAGCAACAAUAGGUGUAGAUUUCCAAAUUAAAACAGUAGAACAAGAUGGCCAUAUUAUAGCUUUACAAUUAUGGGAUACAGCUGGUCAGGAAAGAUUCCGAAGUAUAACUAAACAGUAUUUUAGAAAAGCUGAUGGUGUAGUAGUAAUGUAUGAUAUCACAUCAGAAACUAGUUUUAAAAAUGUCAGAAAUUGGAUGAUUAGUGUCAAGGAAGGUUGUGAUGAAGGAACAGUUCUAGUUGUUGUGGGAAAUAAAACAGAUUUAUUAGAUGAUAAACAUGAAAGUGUUGUCACAACUAAAGCCGGUAACCAUCUAGCUGAUGAAUAUGGUGCUUUAUUUUAUGAAACUAGUUCUAAGUCUGGUAAUGGUAUCCCAGAAACUAUUGAUGGUCUGUCAAGGUUUGUACAAUUAUGUGGAUGUUAA
Molecule: messenger RNA, 531 nt
Organism: Lottia gigantea (owl limpet)
Lineage: Eukaryota; Metazoa; Mollusca; Gastropoda; Lottiidae
Exons: 5
Molecular function (GO): GTP binding; GTPase activity
Source: RefSeq, a predicted model, not a curated record